This is a messenger RNA of Durusdinium trenchii, 4194 nucleotides long. The record is from the annotation of a GenBank genome assembly. Lineage: Eukaryota; Dinophyceae; Suessiales; Symbiodiniaceae.
AUGGUGCAAAUGUGGAAGGCCCUCGCACUCGCGCUCGCGCUCGCGCUCGCGCUCGCCGCGCGGACCGCGCUGGCGGUCUCGCCGGUGGUGAGCCUCCGAGCGGUGCUGCAGCAGCGCUUUGGGAGCCGCGCCGAGGCGGUCGCCAGCAUGGACACCGACUCCAGUGGCAUUGUGACCAACGAGGAGUUCGAGCGCUUCAUGGUCCGCAGCCUGGGCCGCAGCGAGGCCGAGGCCGCCGCCACGCUGCAGGCGCUCUGCCCCGCGGUGGGGCAAGUGCGGCUCACGGAGCGUCAGCUGGAUGCCAUGUCUUUCGACCUGCACCUCUCGGCGCUGCGGCUGCUCCUCCAGGCGGAGUACGAGACCAGCGACCAGCUGAUGUCGUUUCUGGAUACCAGUGGAGAUGCUCAGGUGAGCCCAGGCGAGUGGGCCAGCGGUUUGUCCUCCCACCUCAUCAGUGCGCUGAACGCGCAAGAGCUCUUUCAGCGCUUGGACGUGGGGCAGAUGGGUUUCCUCGUGGAGUCCUCCCUCCGCCUCCUGGUGCGCACCAGCCACUUGGCGCUUUGCGACUAUCGCCAGUUGGUGGAUGACGGGGACGACGGCGCGGACGCCGGCGACGCCUUCUUCCGCGCGCUUGUGGCGGCGGAUGACGGGGACCAGAAGCUUCAGCCGGAGGAGCUGGUGGCACAAGCGGAGCUGUACUGCGUCGGGGAGGCCCCCGCGCGCGCGCUGCACGCGGAGCUGGACGUCCUCUCCGACGGCUUCGUCGACCUCUUCGCCCUUUCAGCCCCAAGGCUGCCGCAGUUGCUCCUCCGGGGGUCGCUCACGGCGUAUCGCGCCUGCCUGAAGAGCUACUUUGCCAACGACCGGUCCGCUGCCGUACAGGACUUGGCGGUCCGCGCAGCCGGGUACCCUGCCAACUCCGUCGCGCUGGAGCUUCAAGGAGCACUGGUGGCCUGGCAGCCGGCGGAAGCGAUGCGGCGCCUCUUCGGUCAGCUGGACCCCUUGAGCUCCGGCGCGCUGCCGCGCCAACGCUUCGAGUCGGUGGCGGGCACGGUGACUUUGAGCGGCUUGCGGCUGUUCUUGGCUGAGGUGGCGUCCGACCGACCAGAGCUCCUGGCACGGGCCGACAUCGACCAGGGCGGCUCGCUGAGCCGAGCGGAGUUCCUGAGCCUCACACAGUUGCUGGGGCUCACCACGCUGAACGGUGAGGAGCUUUUUGGCCUUUUGAACUAUUCGAGCACCGAGCUGGAUCAGACCUUACAAGUCGUGCUGGGAGAUGUGACCUUGGUCCACUUGCGUCUACUGGCGCUCUGCGAGUUUGGCCCCGAUAGCGCCCUGGCGCCGGCUGACGAGGAUGCCAGUGACACGGUGGACCUGCAGGAGUUCCACCACUUUGCAGGUGGAUACCUGGCAGUGAGCAACGCCAGCAAUGUUGAGAAUCUCUUCAUUGCCCUGGAUGUCUCCCGCAGAGGGGCCCUGCGGCCGGCGCAGCUGGCGUUGCUGACGGCGCAAGGCACGCUGGACCUGGCGCUGCUGCGGCAUUUGGCGCGAGUGGAGCUUCAGGAGGACGCCCUCACGCCCUUGAUGGACACCUCGCACAACGGCCUGGUGGACUUUCAGGAGCUACGGGCCUGGGCCACACAGCGCUUGGCCCUGGGCGGCGGUGCAUUGGCCAAGGUUUUCUAUGACCUCGAUGUGUGCCAGACCGGGGAGCUGCAAGAGAGCCAGCUGAGGAUCCUCAUCGAGCCUCCCACCGUGGUGGUGCUGCGGCGGCUACUGGCCUCGCGCUUCCCGCGCGCGGCGGCCGCCGCCGCGCUGGCGGCCGACAGCGAUGGGGACGGGCGCCUGGCAGAGGAGGAGUUUGCGCUCUUCAUGCAGGAUCUCUUCAUUGGGGCGGACGAUGCGCUGGCCUUGUUUCGACUCUUAGACUUCGACCAGGAUGGCGCCCUGAACCCCUCGAGCGAGUUGCCGGUGGCCACCGAGCCCACCUUAGCCCUCUUCGACUUCCGCAGGCUGGCAGCAUGGAGCUUCGAGAGCAUGGAGGAGGCGACCAACCGGACGGACGUGGACGGCGAUGGCUGGGUUACCGAAGCGGAGCUCUGGCACAUGGGCUGUCGCUUUCUGGGUCUUCGGGGCAACGCCACAAGUGCCACCGUCUUUCGUGCCAUUGACCUGAGCUCCACCGGGCAGGUCGCCGCUCUGGACGUGGGCCUGGCGCUGGGUUCCGUGUCGCUGGGCGGCUUCCGGAGCCUCGCGCAGUCGGUCUUCACCGCCGGGGCGGAGGCCUUCUUGACCUUCGACUUGUCGGGUGAUGGCUUGCUGCAGAUGGACGAGUUCCUCUCCUUAAGCGCGCAGCUGGCGAUUGGCAGAGCCAAUGCAGAGCUGCUGUUCCAAGAGCUGGCGACGCGGUCGCCGGAUGCCGUGCACCAGGAUGUGUUUCUCCUGGCGGUGAAUGGCUUGGCGCAGUUCCGAAAGCUGGUGAGGGAGAGCUACGCCGACGUGCGCUCCGCGUUGCUGGACUUCGACACGGUACAGCCUUGGACGGAGGUCAGCUUGGAGGAGUUCGCGGCCUGGUGCACGCGGCUGCAGCUGCCGAGCAGCUUGGUCCCAGAGCUCUUUGAGGCCUUGGACGUGCGCCAGGAGGGAAAGCUGCUGCGGUCGCACUUCGAGAUGCUCCUGUCCGGGCAGCUCACGGCGCGCGGUCUGAGCCAACUCUUGACCUCAGCGUUUGGCUUUCUCCAGACGGCCUUUGAGAAGGCAGAUGGUGAGGGUGAUGGGAACGGCGUGGUCGACCUGCCGGAGCUCGCGCGCCUGGCGACGCCCCUGGGCGUCAGCUCCGCCAACGUGGCGCAGCUCUUCGCGGAGUUGGACCAGGAUCAGGUGGGCACUCUCAGCCUGGAGCAGGUGAUGGUUAUGGCGCCCAAGGGCCACGCCCUGCGGCUGAGCAACGCGCAAGCCGAGCUGGAGCACGUUCACAUCUAUGAGCUGCGCUUCUUUGGCGACGCGGAGUGCCAUCUCGACCGCAUCUGCGAGCUUCCCAUCUCCAGUGGGCAUUUCGAGGCGGGCCCCGGUGCGAACGGCUCGGCCGCCUUCACGGCGGGCCGUGCCUUCGAUUUGCGCGCCGAGACGCGCUGGGUCUCACAGUGUGGGCCUUGCAGGGAAGAGGUGGCCUGGCUCGGCUGCAAAAGCGACACGGCCAUUGAGGUCCGUUGCUUAGAGCUCCUGCAGACGGCGCCGACGCGCGGCGAGGUGCCCGCAGCUUCGAAGGUGGCGACCACCUGGCGGCUGCAGAGUUGGAAUGGAAGGGCCUGGGAGACAGUCGCGGACAUUGUGAAGCCUCCACUGUGGGAGAUUGACAACUUUGGUGAAGCCUUCAUCUUCAAGUUGCCCUUCUCCGAGACCACCAGCAGGCCGCGCGCCGCGGAGUCCGUGGACGUCGAUGCCGAGGCUUUUGAGGAUCGCUUCGGGAUGAGCUUGCCCAUCUUGGUGUUGAUUUGCGUGGGCGUUGGCAUUUGUGGGCUAUUGUGUCUUUGCGUGCUGUGUCCGAUCUGUGCGCGGCCCAGUUGCCUCAAUGCCCUGAGGAUCAACGCGCCGGAGCGGAUGGAUGCCAAGCGAAGCAAGCGACUUGACAAGGUCCUUCGCAUGAAGCAAGAGGUGAAGGCGCUGGAGGCCUCCGUGCAGGCGGGCGCCAUGACGACCGAUGAGUGGGGCCAGUGGCACAAGGUGCAGCACCGGGAGCAGAAGGCGCGUGAGAGAGAACUGGAUCAGAUGCGCAAGGUCCAGGCCACCCUGGAGGCUUCGGCCAAGACCCCCGGCGGCCGUGAAGCGCCUAGUGAGGAGCGCCAGGAGCAGCGCCGGGUGGCCAUGGAGCGCUUCCGGCGGAUGAAGGAGGCCUAUGAGUCUAAGACCAUUGCAGUGGAUGGAGUUGCGCUGCAAGCCCCUGAAUCAGUGCUUUUGGAGUUGGGCUUUGAGCCGGAGAUGAUCGAAGCGUUUGGCUUGCCGGGCUUCUCCAGCUCCCAGCGCGAGGGCGGUCUCGGAGAUGAGGAGGACGAGGACUUGGAGAGCAAGGAUUCCGAUUCGGAGCAGGAGGAGAAGGAAGAGGAGUCGGACGAGGAAGAGGACCUGCCGGUGACGACACCCUCCAAGUUCGACGAUGGCCGCGUGACGGUACCACCACAGUCCGGGUGCCAGUGA